UGAAGCAUCCUGAAGCUUUGCGUUUCCUAACAUGCCACCAGCCUGCCAUGCCUCGUCUUUGCAACCUGAUGAGGAGGUGUUUUGCCUGCCGCUGCUGUUGCUGCAAAGACAGUGACUCAUCCCACAGCAGCGGCGACUCUGAAUCUGCAUUGUCGGAGGAUGAAGAUGAUUUCUGGGAGCAUUACGAGCAGCGAGAGUUCGACUCGUCAUGCCAUCUGUUUGUGACACUGCAAACGUACAUAGAGUACCGAUUGAAGUCUAGGCUUGUCGGGCAUGUCCACUGCUUUCUGGUAUCCGCUUGGCACAGAUGUGACAGGUUUGCUUUUCCUCCCGGAGUUCUUUGCCCCACCAUGAUUUGCUGCUCUGUCCCCAAGGGACCGGAGGAGAUUUCAGGAUUUCCACCUCGAAGCAGUUCAGAACAGAAGCAUUGUUGGGAUACCGCUGACGGCGUGGGUAUCAAGGUCCGGGGCCCACAGUACCUCCAGGAUCGCAAGAAGUCCAAUAGCAAAAGCCCCAUGUUGACCCUGGAUGCCGUGGAGCUGAUCCGUGGCAGGGACCUGGAAAGCUACAGCACUGGUCCCAAAUGUCGAUUCAAAAGCAAUGGCUUCAGCUUCAUCAUGAACUUUCGCUUGCCGGAUGUGCAGCUAGUGAUCAUUUGGUCUCUGGCGGAGGGAGUGGAUUGGCUGGAUACUCCACAGGGGUUGCAUUUUCGCAGGUUUGUAUACGAAAUGAGUGCAGAGGAGCGCAGCAAGCGCCUCAAGCUCAUUGCUCGCGUGCUCGAAGGUUCAUUUAUGCUGAAACAGGCAGUUGGCAGCAAGCCCGCCAUCAUUGGGAAUCAAUGCAGAAUACAAUACUUCCAGCAACAGGAUUGCCUGGAAGCCUCAAUGGACAUGGCUGACUCAUCGAUUGGGCGCCGCUUGCGAGGAAUCCUAGACGAUGGGAGCUCAGUGUUGGAGCUCUACAUCCUCUUGGAGGGCCUCCACCAGCAUGAGCUUCCAGAACGGAUCCUGGGAGGGUUAACUCUCUGCCGAGUUGAUGUGAGCUCCAUGGCUAGAUGACGGGGCAAUGUCCGAUGGUCAAAGUUACCAAGGACGAGAGACCAAAAGGCAGCAUGCCCCUGCUUGGCGAUUUGUGGACGUACAGAGCGUCAUUUGCAUCGUCAACGUUGCCAUGGAUUCCCUUAAAUGUUAUUUCAU
Durusdinium trenchii is the source of this 1196-nucleotide messenger RNA. The record is from the annotation of a GenBank genome assembly. Lineage: Eukaryota; Dinophyceae; Suessiales; Symbiodiniaceae.